Macrosteles quadrilineatus (aster leafhopper) is the source of this 866-nucleotide messenger RNA. RefSeq names its product homeobox protein orthopedia-like. Lineage: Eukaryota; Metazoa; Arthropoda; Insecta; Hemiptera; Cicadellidae. The coding region runs from base 120 to 866 and encodes 248 amino acids. The transcript is spliced from 5 exons. Gene Ontology annotation, molecular function: DNA binding; DNA-binding transcription factor activity, RNA polymerase II-specific. Gene Ontology annotation, biological process: regulation of DNA-templated transcription; neuron differentiation. The record is from RefSeq and is a predicted model, not a curated record.
AGCAUGGCUAUAGGUAGUUUCUGGGUUUGCUAGGGCCUCGGUCGUGUUUUGUGACCUAGGCGCUCCACGGCCUCACGAUUUUGUCGUCACUCUCGCUGAGGCCGGGCCUCUCCGCCGGCAUGCUCAACAACCUGAGCAUCAUUGGCUCCAACUCUGGUCACAAGGACUGCGAGGACCUAAAAAGGAACAACCAUCACCUCCAUGGCCACCAUGGGAUGGACAUCAAGGGGGUGGAGCACGGUCACGGUCUACACCAGCACCCUCCAGCGCGGCUUGUCGGGGGCUUCGACCCCCAGGGUCUACAACCCCCACAGCCCGUCGACGACGGUAAACCAUCGAAACAGAAGCGGCACAGGACGAGGUUCACUCCGGCGCAGCUCAAUGAGUUGGAGAGGUGCUUCUCCAAGACGCACUACCCGGACAUCUUCAUGAGGGAGGAGAUUGCUAUGAGGAUCGGCCUGACGGAGUCCAGAGUGCAGGUGUGGUUUCAAAAUCGCCGAGCAAAGUGGAAAAAGCGCAAGAAGACGACCAACGUCUUCCGCACUCCCGGUGCUCUCCUGCCCUCUCACGGUCUACCACCCUUUGGCUCUAUGUCGGAGGGACUCUGCCCCUCGGGCAUGUUCGGUAGCGGCGACACGCCCAGGUGGGGCGUCACCUCCAUGACCUCAGGUCUGUCCCAGCUGUCGCAAGGUGGCAUGGGCGGCUUCAGUCAGCUGACCUCCCACCAGGGGUCGCUGGGGUCAGGUCUGCCCAUCAGUUCAUCCAUGACUACCAAUGGAUCUACAGUUUACCAGGCGCACUACGGCCUCAACACACUAGACCCAGUAUUCUAUGGGCAUGAUGCUGGAGGUGACUCUCUCAACUGA